AUGUACCCCUCUCCUAAGGUUGAACAUCAUAGUGAGAAGGAUGACGAUUCCUCUAGAUCUGUGAAGGACAUGGUUGCUGAAGGUUUGUGCUCUCUAGGGAAAAUUGUGUCUGGUAAAGGAAAAUAUGUGGCAUCUACAACUGCGAAUGCUUCCCAUUCUGAGAAGCAUGAUGCUGCAAACAAUGUGAUUGACCUAGAGGAUGAUAGUGUGGCUAAGCGUAUGAAGACUAGAAAAGGAAGAUUUGUGGUUGAAAUGAUGUCAGCUAAAACAACUAAGAAGACUACUGGUGUUGGUCCUUCCAAAUCAUGGAGCAAGGUUGAUGUGAAAAAGAGGAAGGUUAGAGAAGUUUCUGAAUCUGACGAAGAUGUUGAGGAAGAUGUCCCUGACAUCUCCCCUGUGAAGAGGACCACUGUGAGGAAGUCCCUUGUGAAAGUUGUUGUUGUGCCUUUGGAUAAUAUCUCUUUCCAUCUUGAAGAUGAAGCUGCCAAAUGGAAAAUUUUUAUUCAAAGAAGGGUGGCUAUAGAGAGGGAGUUAGGAAAGGAUGCUGUUGAAGUCAAACAGAUCAUGAACCUAAUAAAGACUGUUGGGUUGAUGAAGACUGUGGAUGGGUUAUCUCAAUGCUAUGAGGGUUUGGUUAAGGAAUUCAUUGUCAAUAUUCCUGAGGAUAUUGCUAUUAAGAACAACAAGGAAUUUUGCAAAGUAUUUGUGAGAGGUAAGUGUAUCACAUUCUCCCCCACUAUCAUUAACAAUUUUUUGGGAAGAAGAGUUGAGGGUGCAGGUGACUUAGAAGCUACAGACAAUGAGGUCUGUAGAGAAAUUACAGCAAGGCAGGUGAAAGGGUGGCCUAUUAAGAAGCAUCUCCUUGCUGGGAAGUUGACUGUCAAGUAUGCCAUAUUGCAUAAAAUAGGAUAUGCAAAUUGGGUUCCUACCAACCAUAUUUCCACAAUUUCUAAUACCCUUGGAAGAUUUAUCUUUGCUGUUGGGACCAAACUAAAAUUUGACUAUGCCUCAAAAGUUAGAACUAUUGCUAAGCUGAAGGAGACGUGUAAAGAGAUGGGUGAAGGGAUAAGGGUAGCAACAACUAGGAAAAAAUCGUUGGAAGCCCUGGUUUCAAGCUUUGAGCGAGUUGAAGGUGAGAAUAUUGAACAUGCUAAGGAAGUUGAAGCCCACACCUCUAGUGAGAGGUCUGCAACUGAUGAUGAGUCAAGUGGCAAUUCUAAUUCUGGUGCUGAUGAAGCUACAAGCUCAAGCUCCUCUGAUUAG
This is a messenger RNA of Lathyrus oleraceus (garden pea), 1263 nucleotides long. RefSeq lists its product as uncharacterized. Bases 1 to 1263 code for a protein of 420 amino acids. NCBI's taxonomy places the organism in Eukaryota, Viridiplantae, Streptophyta, Magnoliopsida, Fabales, Fabaceae. The transcript is spliced from 3 exons. The record is from RefSeq and is a predicted model, not a curated record.